This is a messenger RNA of Liolophura sinensis, 699 nucleotides long. Its product is annotated as inverted formin-2-like. The record is from RefSeq and is a predicted model, not a curated record. Gene Ontology annotation, biological process: cellular component organization. Lineage: Eukaryota; Metazoa; Mollusca; Polyplacophora; Chitonida; Chitonidae. The transcript is spliced from 4 exons. Gene Ontology annotation, molecular function: actin binding. Bases 108 to 488 code for a protein of 126 amino acids.
UGGCAGUGCUGUGUGCUUUUUCUCCUGAGGAGGAUUUCCAAAAGUUUCCAUUUGGAGUUUAACCGAUGUGUUUCUGUACGGUUUUGUGAGUGAAAAGUGUGCCCGCCAUGACUACCCACACAGGGUUGGAUUACAUUAUUGAGAAUAAGGAGUUUACGGACAAGUUUGCCACAGCUCUCGACAAAAGCAAUGUCGCAAGCAAGAAACAAGUGUUUGAGCUAUUGUCGGCCAUGUGCGUUUACUCAAAUCAGGGGUACGCACGCGCACUGGAGGCUUUGGAACACUACAAGACGACGAAAAAAUUACGGUACCGUUUCGGAGUGAUUUUGGAUGAGUUGAACAAAGAAGAAAGUAUAUCAUACCGAGCAGCUCUGUUGGGCUUCAUUAACUGUUUGAUAAUUUAUUCCAAGGACAUCGAGGACAGAGUUCGAAUUCGUAACGAGUUCAUCGGACUCAAACUUCUAGAGGUUUUAAACCGUCUUAGGUAAGUUCAGCACCACUACGUAGUUUUUAUGGUGUAUUUCCCUAUUUUUAGGAACUUGACGAUAUGCCCUACAUUGAUUUACUUUCCAAUUAAUGUGAGUAUAAUGAAUUAACUAAGUAACGCGUCCACCUGUCAACAGCACUACUGGAUUACUGGGCCAACAGGGCCCAGCUAUUUGGGUUUUAAGCCAUCGUGAUCAAAAGCAGCCUAACAUU